Sphaeramia orbicularis (orbiculate cardinalfish) is the source of this 1146-nucleotide messenger RNA. It is a transcript of the gene mrpl2, whose product is annotated as mitochondrial ribosomal protein L2. Gene Ontology annotation, cellular component: mitochondrial large ribosomal subunit; ribosome. The record is from RefSeq and is a predicted model, not a curated record. Gene Ontology annotation, molecular function: structural constituent of ribosome; RNA binding. The transcript has 9 exons. Lineage: Eukaryota; Metazoa; Chordata; Actinopteri; Kurtiformes; Apogonidae. Gene Ontology annotation, biological process: mitochondrial translation. The coding region runs from base 91 to 984 and encodes 297 amino acids.
CGUCAUUAGCGCGCGACACAGCGUGCAGCCUGUGAAGGACGCCGAAGAGCGGAUUUGGGAUGAAAUAAGUUAAAAUACAAGGUCUCUGUGAUGGCGGUGUCCUGUUUAACUCGAGCCCUUCGGUCCUUGUCUGUGUCCCAGCCUGCUCUGCUCUCAGCUCAGGCUGUGGUUCAGACUAAACCGGGUCCUCAGUGGUUCUGUGGGGUCGGACCGUGCAGAGGUUUCAUCACCACGGCCGUUCUGGAUCAGAACCGGGCUCAGUGGAAGCAGAGGGAGAAAUACACGGUCAAACCCAUCGGCAUGAAGAAAACCGGAGGCAGAGAUUACACAGGACGGAUCCGGACCCAUGGCAUCGGCGGCGGACACAAGCAGAAAUACCGAUGGGUCGACUUCCAGAGGCUGAGAUACGAAGACGGACAGGAGGCGAAACCGUUCGAGGAGAGGGUGGUGGAGGUCCGAUACGACCCCUGCAGAUCGGCCGACAUCGCACUGGUCGCUGGAGGAAGCAGGAAGCGGUGGAUCAUCGCCACGGAAACCAUGGAGGAGGGAACCAUCAUCAAAACAUCUGGAGUGAUCGGACGCAUGGCAGUUUCGGCCAAUGAGGGCGAUGCGUAUCCUCUGGGGGCGUUGCCUAUCGGGACGCUGGUCAACAACCUGGAGGUGGAGCCAGGGAGGGGGGCGGAGUACAUACGGGCCGCAGGUACCAGUGGAGUUCUGCUGCGUAAAGUCAACGGCACCGCUAUCGUCCAGCUUCCAUCCAAACAGCAGGUUCAGGUCCUGGAGACCUGCAUGGUUACGGUGGGACGCGUCUCCAACAUCGACCACAACAAACAAAUCAUCGGUAAAGCCGGACGCAACCGCUGGCUCGGCGUGCGUCCGUCCAGCGGACUGUGGCAGAGGAAAGGGGGCUGGGCCGGACGCAAGAUCAAGCCCCUCCCCCCGAUGAAGAGCUACGUCAAUCUGCCGUCAUUGUCGGCCAAAUGAAACCAACGUAACCACGCCCCCUGUUCUGUGCCUGUUCCUGUCCUGUCCACCGGGGGCGCUGCACACUCACCUCUCAGCAUGGUGUGCUGGUGUUUGGCGGUGCAGAUCAAGCGGCUGAUGCCGUCGAUCACUUGGCUCUUGGAGUCCAGCUCUUUCUCCUUC